AUGCUGCUGCUCCUCCUGCUAUUGCUCACCACCGCAGCAACCACCAACUGUGCAGCUGCUUCCUCAUCUUCCACUGGUCAUGGCAGCGAUGUGGGAGCUCUUCUCUCGUUCAAGGAAAAGAUCUCCCACCACUCUGGCGUGCUGGACUCCUGGAACCAGAGCACCAGCUACUGCAGCUGGGAGGGAGUCACCUGUGGCACGAGGCACCGGUGGAGGGUGGUAGCUCUGAACCUCAAUUCCCAGGGACUCACCGGCACCAUCUCCCCAGCCAUCGGCAACCUCACCUUCCUGCGCUCACUCAAUCUGAGCAGCAACACCCUUCAAGGUGUGAUCCCUCCCAGCAUCGGCUCCCUAAUGCGCCUCCGGCGUAUCGACCUGAGUGAAAACAUGCUCACCGGUGUCAUUCCAAGCAACAUUAGCCGCUAUAUCAGCCUCCAAGUGAUGGCCAUUGGUAGCAAUAAGGGGUGCAGGGAAGCAUCCCAACUGAGAUUGCAAAAUCUUGAAGUGUUUGUUCUUGAUUACAACAUGUUCCAGGCAAACAAAAAGGAAGAGUGGGAAUUUAUUGCUUCUUUGACGAAUUGUAGCAGAUUACAGAUGCUGAGCAUUGGAGGGAAUAGGUUUGCAGGGAAACUACCAAGUUCGUUGGCUAAUCUAACCACCAACCUUCAGUGGCUACGGACACCCAGCAAUUACAUAUCUGGUGUUAUCCCAUCUGAGAUUGGAAAUCUGGCAAAUCUUAUCAACCUUGAUUUUAGUGAAAACAUACUCACUGGGACAAUUCCUGAAGGCAUAGGGGAGGCUACACAAUUGACCCAGCUAUAUCUGUAUUCGAACAACUUCUUAGGACAUAUACCAUCCUCCAUCGGGAACCUCACUGGUCUAUCUGAACUUGACGCACAUGGCAACAGACUGGAGGGAUCAAUUCCACCAAGCAUUGGAAAUUUGAGCAAACUUUCAGCCUUAGAUCUAUCAAGUAACAAUACCAAACGAAAUUAUGGAUCAUCACUCACAAUACUGCUUGGUCUAUCUUACAACUUACUGGACGGACCACUUCCUUUAGAAGUUGGUAAUUUGAUCGCUGCUGCGGCCAGCCGGCGGGCCCUCCCGCCGAUCGCUGCGGCCAGCCGGCGGGCCCUCCCGCCGAUCGCUACGGCCAGCCCUCGCUGCUGCAGCCAGCCGGCUGGCCCUCCCACAAGCAAGGAGCUCUCCGCCAUCUCCGACAAGCAAGCAUACAUGGCAACAAGCGUUCUGGACCUCAACUCUGCCCCUCCAGAACAAUUGGAUGGUGAAUUAGUACCUGCUGAAGGUGAGAACACAGCUGGCAAGGAAGGCGAUGCUCUCAUUCAAGCUGCAGGUACAUGCUUCAUACUCUAUUUGGAGCAGCAACAGAACUGA
This is a messenger RNA of Panicum virgatum (switchgrass), 1395 nucleotides long. Its product is annotated as receptor kinase-like protein Xa21. The transcript is spliced from 4 exons. Lineage: Eukaryota; Viridiplantae; Streptophyta; Magnoliopsida; Poales; Poaceae. Gene Ontology annotation, molecular function: protein binding. The coding region runs from base 1 to 1395 and encodes 464 amino acids. The record is from RefSeq and is a predicted model, not a curated record.